AAUCGCGAGGUUCUGGCGGAUUACUGCUAGAGCCUGAUGCGGAAGUGGACUUCCUUCUUGGAUCCAGGGUCUCGGGGGUGGAAAUCUGACAUUUUUUCGAAUUGACUGUGCAGCAAUGUUGUAAUUUUGACCAAACGACGAUGUUACAAGUUUGUAAGAACACCCUCAAACAUGCAGAUGAGAAGUUUGGGAGAGAGCAGAAUGUGGUUUGACUACAUUUCAGCCUCGGUUGCAAGUGGAAGAUACCGAAAGUUGGCCACCAGCCCAUUCCAAUUCCAGAAUCUCUGUCUCACCCCGGGGGCUGUUCCCAAAAGGACUUCGCUCCUGAAUUGUGAGGAAGUUGCACUCGGAUCAGUCAUUCAUAAUUAUUUCUUCAUCAAUCACAUGAUUUAUUGCACAGGACAAACGGCGUUAAUUCGACUGACGUUUCCCUGUUUUGUGCAAAAGUGAAAGAAAAAGUCACGUCCACUCACUUGGCAGACACAGCGGAUUCGGUAAAGACCUUAUGGAUUCUCUUUGAGAAACUUGGACAUGGCGAUCCAGGCAACGUUCACUAAGUGCGACUUUGUAUUGAACCUGGGUGGAUUCGUGCUGUACUUAGCAGAUGUUGGAACCGACCUUUGGGUUGCUGUGGUGUAUUUUCAUGAGAAGGAGUUUAUUUGGUUUGCUCUGGUUCUGACUGUGAUAUUGCUUUCUGCAGUAGUGCUUCAGAGCUUCAGCUGGAGUUGGUAUAAAGCUGACGGGGAGUUUCAUCAGGAGCAGCGUAGUUCUGAAAUACAGCACUUCCACAGCCAAAGAUGUAGCAGCCCCCUUUCCUGGCUGUGUGUCGUGCAUAUCUUUCAGCUGGGGAUGCCAGUAAGGUUCUUCAGAGCACUUAUGCUUGGAUACAAAGCAGCAUUUAAACAAGGAGAUAGUCACGCUGCCAUCUAUGCAAUAACGGACUUGAGCAUGUUACGAUUAUUUGAGGCCUUUUUGGAAACUGCACCUCAACUUAUUCUUCAGACAUUCAUCCUCCUGCAGUCCGAAGACAGAAAUUUUAUUCAGUAUGGAUCUGUGAUAAUAUCAUUCAUGGGCAUUUCAUGGACGACUUUGGAUUACUACGCAGCACUGAAAAGAUCUUUGCCCAAUCAAAAUCUAACUUGUGGAUUCCCUUAUGUGAUUUACUUCCUUUAUAAGCUGUUGACGAUUAGUGCCAAGAUUUUGAGCAUAACUCUGCUGGCUACUCUACACGUCCUAGCUGUUGCUGCUUACUUACUACUUGUGUGGCCAAUCAUGAUGGUCUAUGUCAUGAGGCAGAAGACUGCAUUUUGCAAAUCCAAAUGUCAAGAAGAUAUUUAUAGAACAGUCAUUGGUUUCAUCCUAAUUUUCACCUUUUUCAACAUAAAAGGUCAGAAAAUAAGACUGGCUUUAACUCUCUAUUACAUAUUUAGAAUCUUUGAAACGAGUGUACUAAUAAUUUUGUGUUGGAUACUGAAGAGUUCUUCACUUGACAAAGGCUAUGACCUAUCAAUUAGCAUAACUAUAAUGCUAUCAUUAAUUACAGGGAUUGUUUGCGUUGUGCUGUACUAUAGUUGUUUCCACCCUUCUGUUUAUUUAAAGGCUGCAACUGAUGAAGACUCUGAUAAUUCUCACACUGAAUCACAAAUACCUGCAUGUCAGGAUGAAGUUGAUGGAUUCCUACCUCAAAAUUCAAAUGUUAGACUUGACAAUGUGUGCGAAAAUAACGAUGUGAUUCACUCAUCAGUCCCUAAAUCCAAGAGAGAAAACAGUAGAAUCACAAAUUGUUUAACAGAGUAAUUAAGGUGAGGCUUAGGCACAGUCUGAAUUAACUUGAGCACCUUCCAUGGUGUUACAAUGUGGGACUUGACAAGAACCUUUUUUUAAUGCAGAUCCUAUAAGUGGUAGUUAUUCUUCACAGACUGGAAGCUGCAUUUUUACAACUAAUUAAUGAAUUGGAGAAAAGAAGCUUUGCUUGUAAUUUAAGUUCUACAUUAAGAUGGUUUGUGGCACCAUUCAGAAAGUAACAGGAAGCUUACUUGGUAAUGCUGACUGAUGUUCCUCCUCUCUCAAGCAAUACAAGAACAACUUAAAAUAGUCAUUCGUCUAAUCUCACCGGAUCUUCUGUAAGCAAAAUAACAGCAAGAGCCUGAGUAACCAGCAGCACACUCAAAAAAGUUAAGUGCUUGAGUGCAAAAUGUUUGGAGACAUGACAAGGUUCUAAGCUCACAUUUCAUGAACACAAGUAAAUAUAAUUUUAUUUGCUGUAAUCUAUAUAAUUGUUUUUACAUAUCCUUCUGUCAAUAAUACCUGACAGUCAUACCUAAAAUAUUGAUACGUAUUUAUGAGCUAAAGCAGUUUGUUACAGCUGACUAGAAAAGUGAGGCCCAUAUGUUCAGUAAAUGCUAAUGAUGCAAUAUAAAUAUUUGAGUAAUGUUGGUAUUGAGUCAGUUACCCUUUGGUAAAUUUUAUGAUAGUCUUUUUGGAAAACAAAUAUCCUGACAAAAUGAAUUCAAUUAUCUCACAAUCAUGUGCAACUUUCAGUUUACAACGAAACCUAAUGCAAGUAAUAAUUUCUCCAAUGCUAAAUUGUGUAUGCCAGGUACACAAAACAAAGUCAGAGAACAAAUAAGGAGUAGAUACAUUGAGCUAUAUUAUUCAAGGGAAAAGUUUGCCAACAUUAAUAUAAUCUGCUCAGCAGAAAGCAAUUAUGGGUUAAGAAAAUCCAAAAAACUUUUCAGUUUCUUAUCAGUCGUUCAAUUAAAUAUGAACAGGAGUCAUUUUGAAGCUAGAUCAUGAGUCACUUUUAAUUGCUUUGUUCACUUUGUAAUGAAGCAUAUAACAAUAGAAGCAAAAAUAGAAAUUGCUGGAAAAGCACUGCAGAUCUGGCAGCAUUUGUGGAGAGAAAUCAGAGUUAGCGUUUCAGGUCCAGUGACGCUUCCUCUGAACUGUAAUAACAUGCCACUGUACAUUGGUACCAUGAA
Messenger RNA from Chiloscyllium plagiosum (whitespotted bambooshark), 2981 nucleotides. It is a transcript of the gene xkr9, whose product is annotated as XK related 9. NCBI's taxonomy places the organism in Eukaryota, Metazoa, Chordata, Chondrichthyes, Orectolobiformes, Hemiscylliidae. The record is from RefSeq and is a predicted model, not a curated record. Gene Ontology annotation, cellular component: membrane.